AUGCUGUACCUCGUGGGGCUAGGUCUCUCUGACGAGACAGACAUCACAGUCAAGGGGCUGGAGGUGGUCAAGAAGGCCGCGAGGGUCUACCUCGAAGCCUACACGAGCAUCCUUCUGGUCGACCAGGCCAAAUUGGAAGAGUACUAUGGGCGCUCGAUAACGAUUGCCGACCGCGAGAUGGUCGAGUCCAACAGUGACGAGAUUUUGCGCGAUGCUGCUACCGUGGACGUCGCAUUCUGCGUCGUUGGCGAUCCCUUUGGAGCUACCACACAUACCGAUCUCGUCAUCCGCGCACGCGAACUCGGCAUUACCGUCGGCACCGUCCCCAACGCAUCGAUCAUGUCGGGCAUCGGCGCCUGCGGCCUCCAGCUGUACAAUUUCGGCCAGACCGUCUCCAUGGUCUUCUUCACAGACACCUGGAAACCAUCUUCGUUCUACGACCGGAUAAAGGAGAACCGGACCAUCGGCCUGCACACGUUGGUCCUGGUGGACAUAAAGGUGAAGGAGCAGAGCCUGGAGAACAUGGCCCGGGGCCGGCUGAUCUACGAGCCGCCCAGGUACAUGACAGUCGGCCAAUGUGCGCAGCAGAUGCUCGAGAUUGAAGAGGAGCGCAAGGAGGGCGUCUACAGCAAGGACAGCCUCGCCAUUGGGGCGGCGCGCGUAGGUGGGAAGACGGAAAAGUUCGUGGCCGGGACGUUGGAGGAGCUCUGUGCGCAGGAUGAGGCGUUGGGCCCCCCGUUGCAUAGCCUGGUUCUUCUCGGGCGGAGAACUCACGAGCUCGAGCAUGACUUUGUGCGGGAGUUUGCCGUCGACAAGGAGAAGUGGACUUCUCUGUGGAAGGCUGAGUAUGACAGACAAUGA
Molecule: messenger RNA, 861 nt
Organism: Emericellopsis cladophorae
Lineage: Eukaryota; Fungi; Ascomycota; Sordariomycetes; Hypocreales; Bionectriaceae
Product: diphthine synthase
Exons: 3
Coding region: 1-861 (286 amino acids)
Biological process (GO): protein histidyl modification to diphthamide
Molecular function (GO): diphthine synthase activity
Source: RefSeq, a predicted model, not a curated record